AAGAAAUUUAUACAUAUUAUAAAUCUGCAUAGAAUGGCGCCAAUGUCUAAUAUUUAAUAGGUUAUCAUACACGUGACAGCUAAAUUCUUAAUGUUAAAUGGUGAAAUUAUUAAUUUCUUACACUAAGUAAUUUUAAAAUAAUUGUUUGAUUAUUCGAUUAAGUAAACUAAAUGAUAUAUUGAAGUCAUGGAAGAAAAAACUCAAAUGGAAGAAGAUAAUGAUGAUGAAAAUAAUGCUGCUGUUAAAAAUACAAUUCCACUAAUAAAAGAUUUAUUUCAUGUACAUGGAAAAGUUGGAGAAGGAACUUUCAGUUCUGUGUACUUAGCUACUUUAAAACUAUCUGAUGGCUCUAAAAAAUUUGCAUUGAAACAUUUAGUUCCUACUAGACAUCCUGAAAAAAUUGAACGAGAAUUACAAUGUAUGCAACAGAUAGGAGGAAAAGAUUAUGUAGUUGGAUUAGAAUUAUGUUUACGAAAUUUUGAAACAGUAAUAUUUGUAAUGCCAUAUAUGAGGCAUGAUAAAUUUUCGGAAUAUGUACAAGAUAUGACUGUACAGGAAACAAAAGAUUAUAUGAUUGCGUUAUUAACUGCAUUAAGAAGGGUUCAUAAAUUUAAUAUUAUACAUAGAGAUGUCAAACCCAGUAAUUUUUUAUAUGAUAGAUGCAACAAAAGAUACUUGUUAGUUGAUUUUGGAUUAGCACAAGAAUAUAUAGCAGAGAAAAAAUCUAACAAUCUUAAAUUACUUAAUUCUGAAACACAAGUUGUUAAAAGGAAAAGAACGGAUGAAAACAGUUUAAAUCUUUCUCUCGAUAGAAGAAGGGAAGGUACAGAAGAGAAGUGUUACUGCUUUGGUAAAGCAAAAGUUUGUUCAUUAUGUAUAUCAAGACCAGAACAGACAGCCCCAAGAGCUGGUACACCAGGUUUCCGUGCUCCGGAAGUUUUACUAAAGCAUCCUUCACAAACACCAGCAAUUGAUAUUUGGGCAAGUGGAGUAAUGAUGCUCUGUAUUCUUAGUGGUACUCAACCAUUUUUUCUUUCACCAGAUGAUUGUACAGCUUUAGCAGAAAUAACAACUAUAUUUGGAUCAAAUAAAAUGCAACAGUGUGCACGCAAAUUAGGUAUCAUUGGACACUCAGUUUCCAAAAGAAGCUUAUCAUCUUCUACUAAGGUUAUUGGAUUUAGAUUAUAAAACACGUCUUACUGCAGAUCAAGCUUUAAAUCAUCCAUUUUUUAAAUUAUAGUGUAUAUUUUCAUCUUAAAAAUUUUUGAAUCUAUUUUUGGCAGAUGUAAAACAGUAUAUUAUAAGUCAGUCAAUAUCAUAAGAAUAGCUAAAUAAUACUACAUUUAAUGUUAUACUGAAAAUAUUGCACACUAUGAAACUUGUACAUAUACAUAAAUGUAUACAAAUA
Bombus impatiens (common eastern bumble bee) is the source of this 1408-nucleotide messenger RNA. RefSeq names its product cell division cycle 7-related protein kinase. Gene Ontology annotation, cellular component: nucleus. The coding region runs from base 187 to 1188 and encodes 333 amino acids. Lineage: Eukaryota; Metazoa; Arthropoda; Insecta; Hymenoptera; Apidae. Gene Ontology annotation, molecular function: protein serine/threonine kinase activity; ATP binding. The record is from RefSeq and is a predicted model, not a curated record. The transcript is spliced from 8 exons. Gene Ontology annotation, biological process: mitotic DNA damage checkpoint signaling; protein phosphorylation.